AUGGAAUUCGAUUAAACAUGCACUCAACAUCCUAAAUAAAAAAUCAGUUGGGUUUGUUUAGAAAAAUAGUGUUAGCAACGAGUAAUGUGUUCACCAUGUGCAGUCAAGAUUCAUGAAAAAUCACAUAAAUUAGAAGAACUUUCAAAUUUAUUAGAAAAUGGAGUCUUGUAAACUUAUUAAAGUAACAGCAGAAAUGUAGGUCUUGGGUUGAAAUAUUUAAUUAAAGGCGAAUCUGAGUUAAUUCAAGAAGAAAAUCGAAUUGGAAAUGAGAAUACUUAUUUUUAAAGUGUUGUAGAAAAAAAUUUGAAGGUUGUAUAAAAAAAGAUGGAUGUUUUUAAAAAAGAGUUUCUGGAGAAAUAAAAGGAGAUUAAAUUAAGUAACUAGGAAGAGAGGAAUAAAGUCAUUAAUGAAUUAGAAUAAUUAAAUCAACAAUUGAAAGUUUCGGAAAAUAUGGGAAAUGAUAUUGAAGAAGCAUUCUAAAAGAUAUAAACCUAUGUAAAUCAUAAAGAAUAUGAAUUUAAAAACAAUAAGGAAGCUGAAAUUGUAAAUAAAAAAAUUUAUCUAUUAAAUUUAAUGAAAGAUAACUACAUGAAAAUGAUAAAAACCUAUUUUAGUAAUGCUUUUACUAUUGAAUUUUGUAAACUAUUCGAUAUGCAAAUGGAAACAUUAAAUUCCAAAGAGGUUCAAGAUGUGAAUGGGUUUUUAGAUUAUGUGGAUAGCAAAUGGAAAUAAGAUUAUAAGAACCUUUCGGUAUCCAUAGAGAAAUUUGUUCAAAAACUACAUGAGGGACUUAAAUAUAUCAUUUAAUUGCCAUUGCAAGAAGAAAAAGGAUAAUUAGCAUAAUUCCCUAUUUAACCUAUGAAAUAAUAAGUUAUAGUUCCAUAAUUUGCUUCUCCAGCUAGAAAUCCGGUUCAGUAUCAAUAACAACCUUAUUUUAUUCCAUUAACACCUUUCAAUUAAGCGCCAUCUUAGUAUCAAUUCCAUUAAUAAUAAAUACCGUAAUCCAGCUAAAGAGUGUACUAAAAUCAGAACCAAUUCCAUUCUGCUCCAGCGCCUAAGUGCGAAGUAGAAAACGAUUAUUUUGCUUAAUCACAAAUAAUCUAUGAAGAACCUCAUGUGCGGAAUAAUACUAGACCUGAUUUUGUUAAUUAGAAAACAGAGACUCCAAUCAAAAAGAAAAUAAGCAUUGAAGAUUUUAUCAAGAUCUAAUAGAUGGGUGAUGGGGCUUAUAGUACUGUAUACAGUUGCCAAAAGAAGGAGGAUGUUUAAAAAGGCAAUAGUAAUCAAUGUCCGGUCUAUGCAAUAAAAAUAAUAGAUAAAAAUUUUAUGAAAUUGGUAUCGAUUAUAUCUAGUAGUUAGAAUAAAAAGCAACAUCAUGCAUACAUUGAGAAAGAGAUGCUUUAAUAUCUAAAAUAUGAUGGAAUAAUUAAAUUACAUUCUACAUUUUAAGACAAAAAUAAUUUGUACUUUUUAGUUGAAUUGGCAUCGGAUUGUUUUGGUGAAUUUUUAAAGCUCUAUGGCAAUUAAAAGUUGACUCAUCAAAUAAUAAAAUUUUAUACGGCUGAAAUUGUAUCCAUUCUAGAAUAUAUCCAUUCAAAAGGAAUAGUACAUAGAGACAUAAAACCUGAAAAUUUAUUAAUCACUGAGGAGAAGCAUCUUAAAUUAAUAGAUUUCGGAACUGCAGUCAUCUAUGAUUAGGAAAAGGUUCCACAAAAAAUAGUGUAAGCCAUAGAGAAUUACAGAAAAGACUUUGUAGAUACAGAGAGAAGAAGACAAUAUAGCUUUGUAGGAACAAAUGCGUAUUUGACUCCCGAGAUGAUUUCUGAUAAACCAGUAGGUCCAGGGACAGAUUUAUGGGCAUUAGCCAUCAUGAUGUAUAAGAUGUACACUGGAACCAUACCAUUCAAAACAGAAAGCAAAGAAGACUCAGAAGACUUAUAUAAAAAAAUUGUGACAGAUCAAAUUAUAUUUCCAUAAAGCGUUCCUUAAUAAGCCCAGGAUUUGAUGAAGCUAUUUUUAGAGAAGGAUCUAAAUGAUAGAUUGGUCGAUUACUCCAAAAUCAAGAGUCACCCCUAUUUUGCUGAUAUUGAUUUUAAUUCCUUAUGGCAAAUGAAUCCACCUUAACCUCUUCAAAUCCAUAGAGAUCAAAGAAAAUCAAAAACCUUUGUCCAAGAACCAAUAUCAAAAAUUAUCUAUUAGGAAAUGGUUGAAAAAGAUUCCGGAUUCCUUAUAUCAUACUACUCUCCAAGACUCCUAGUAUUAUAAAUUAUCAAUGAUAUUCCUUCAAUUCAUUAUACAAAUCCAAAGUUGAAUGACAAAAAGACUGUGAUUCAUGUUACUUAAUUUUUGAAAUACUAAUUGCUUAAACAAGAUAAAUUUGUCAUAAUAGAUGAAAAAUAAAAAUAUAUUUUUAAAUCUUAAAAUGCUAAGAAAUGGAUUAGUUUAAUUGGAGAAACUUUGAAUAAUGGUCUAAAAUGA
Paramecium tetraurelia is the source of this 2478-nucleotide messenger RNA. RefSeq lists its product as uncharacterized. Gene Ontology annotation, biological process: peptidyl-serine phosphorylation; intracellular signal transduction. The transcript has 9 exons. Lineage: Eukaryota; Ciliophora; Oligohymenophorea; Peniculida; Parameciidae. The record is from RefSeq and is a predicted model, not a curated record. Gene Ontology annotation, molecular function: protein serine/threonine kinase activity; ATP binding.